Messenger RNA from Saccostrea cuccullata (small rock oyster), 4131 nucleotides. Its product is annotated as protein kinase C-binding protein NELL2-like. Bases 1038 to 2549 code for a protein of 503 amino acids. Lineage: Eukaryota; Metazoa; Mollusca; Bivalvia; Ostreida; Ostreidae. Gene Ontology annotation, molecular function: heparin binding; protein binding; calcium ion binding. The transcript has 12 exons. The record is from RefSeq and is a predicted model, not a curated record.
UUGCUAUAAUUCCUGAAUUGACAAUCGACAUUUUUUUGUUUCUGUGAGAUGCGGUCUUUAUGGCUGCAGACGCUUAUUAAAGAUGUUCCUGUGCCUGUCAAGUAUUUAGACGGCGAAAUAUACAGCGAAUGGAGAAGACUCAAAGGAGGGGGUGGCUAUAAUCAGCUGAUUGCUGUAAUGCGCGUGCCUGUCUGUACGUUUGUCUUUUCUCAGCGCCGGCAGUUUGGGACUUACAUUUUACUUAAUCCUCUAUAGUUCAUCUUUACAGAUCUAAUGGACAGGGAAGAAGAGGUAACUUAGUGAGAAAAUAAAUUUUCCAGGAUUUAAAAAUAUAUAUAUAUAUUUCAUUGGUAUUCCGGAUGAUGAAUGAUUGCACAAUAUUAGAGUGAGCUAAAUUUACGUAUUAUAUAAUAUUUUGGAAUAUCUCCGUGUUCUGGAACCACUUGUUAUCUAGUCCUAUCCAAUGCUCUUUGCGGUGUAUCGGUUCUGAAUCGGUGAAUGAAAAAAAAAAACUCAUAUGGAAUGUAGAGAAAAUUAGGAUGCGCGGUACGUGGAAGAUCAAAGAUUUUCAGUUUCAUUUUGUUUAUGGAAGGGGAUCUCUAUGGAUUUAAUCACACAUAGUCUAUUGCAUCACGUUCAAAUCAAUGUGUUCUCUGAAUCAUAAUGCAGGAUUUAACAAAACGUUAUCAAAAUAGACAAAUAGUCUUAUCAGUUCAACGUCAACUCGACUUUCAACACGAGAUAUAAAACUCAUCUUCUUUAAAUUUUCUCAUUAAGGUAUUUUACCUACAUAUUUUACCUGCUAGCUGGGAAGUGGGAGAGGCGGGUGUCUCUUCAUCCGGGAACUGACAUUUAAAAGAGAACUUGAACAAGAGGGAGUCGAGAACCGAAAGAAAAAGACAAGACACGACGAUUUUACGGUGUAAUGUCCCCCAAUACUAGGGGGAUAAAAAACAGAGGUCUCUUAUUUGGGAUACAGGGAUCAGAGACAUGUUUUAUGUAAAGGAAUCCGACCAAAAUUUCCAACUGGAACAGGCAUGGGACCAUUCGGUUACGGAUACUUUAUACGAAGACUCAUCGCAACUCUAGGCCUACUCCUUAUAACAUGCGAUUGUGUGGAUUCCACUAGAGAUGUUCUGGACCUUAUUUCAAAUCUUCAGAGUCGCACUGGAUUUACAAACAUCACGGGGCAAAAUAAUCGCACAACAGCCAUUUAUUUGCAAGAUUCCAGUAGGAACGUAGCAGUUUCAGAUUACUUGUUGAGGAAAGCUUUAAGGAUUUUUAAAGACAGUAGUGAAUUAACUUUUCUAGCAACCAUGAAGCAAGAAAUCGGAAACUCUGGUAGCAUUUUAGCUUUUUCUUCAGAUAUUUACAGGUUUUUUGAGAUUGAAAGUAGUGGCCAACAAGAUGAAAUUCGUGUGCACUACAGACAUGACCAACACCAUUAUGUUUUAACAUUCCCAUACAGCCUAGCUGACAAUAAGUGGCACAAACUGGCUGUCACCGUGACAACCAAUCAUGUGACCAUAUUUGUGGACUGUUUGAAAGUUUACGAACAUGAUAUACAAAUUGUGGAUCGUGUUCCACCGUCGUCAGAUAUUCAGUUAUUUGUGGGUCAGCAAAGCAGACAACAUGCAUUAUUCAGGGGGGGAUUACAAGAUGUACAAAUUGUCACACAAGCUCACGGAUAUGUUUUACAAUGCCCAGUUCAAGAAACAGAUUGUCCAACAUGUUCACAGUAUCAGGCAUUAGAAGAACAGCUCCAGAGAGCAGAGAAAAGGAUCAAAGAACUAGAGCAGUGUGAAUGUCACAAAGGCUGUCGCUACAACGGGACAUCAAAAAAGGAGGGAGAGGUGUGGCACCCCGACCAGUGUACGCUCUGUGACUGUAAGAAUGGGACUGUACAAUGCAGGAAGCUAGAUUGCCCCCCUGCCCUCUGUGAUCACCCCGUGUACAGAGAGGGACAGUGCUGCCCUCUAUGUAUGACCAACUGUUACUUUAAUGGGAAAUAUUACCAUCAUGGAGAGAGUGUCAGUCCGAAAGUCUGUGUCACCUGCACAUGUAAUGAUGGCAAUAUGGAGUGUGAGAGGAUGGACCCAGAGGUCAGUUGUCCCAAUUUAAAUUGUCCGGAAGAGAAAAGACUACACAUUGAGGGGGAGUGCUGCCCAGUGUGUGAGGGUACAGAUUUCUGUGGUCUUGGAAACAAUUGCCACUCAAAUGCAUCCUGCAUUAACUUGUCAACCAGGUUUGCCUGUCAGUGUUUACCAGGUUACCGUGGAGACGGUGUCCAUUGCAAAGAUGUUGAUGAAUGCCUAACAAAAGGAGGAAAGUAUGGUCACCACUGCAAUGGUCAAACUAUCUGUGAGAACACAAUAGGGUCAUACCUAUGCAAGUGUCCCUCUGGUCAUAUUCCAGAGGAUCCUUAUAACUGUACUGGCUCUGGCUAUGAUUUUUCUAAUUCAGCCCCAGGAAGGGAAAGUGAUGGAACUUUUUUGCUGACAUUUUUUUCCCUAAUCCUGGUGAUUUUGUGGGUUUCUGGUGUCAGAUAAUGGUGCAAUGUGCCAUUAGAUCAAAACAUUGUUAUGACCAUGAUUCUGAGUAUGAGCAGCCAUCUUUGUUGGGUGGUUGCACAGAGUGUUCAUGUGAAUACGAACUGUUCCAUCAAGAAAAAUUCCAUUUUUUAAGCCUAUGAAACAGUUGAUUUUGAUUUAAUUAAAUGCAGAAGUGAAAGCCUUUUUAUACUUUGAAAUUGUCUUGCUUGAUAGCUAGAAAAUUUUGCUAAAUUCAUGUUUUGGUUGUAAAAAUCAUAUAAUUUAAUCAUUUUGCAGAAAAAAUGACUAAAAAUUAACUUUUAUAUUCAGAUACAUGUACCAGUAGAUAAAUUAUGUUAAAACUUCAUGCAUAUUCCAUAAUCAAGAAAUAGAUAUUGUGACUGUUAAUUGCACUGUUGUUUAUUAAUUAAGAUUUUAAAUUUUCAUUGAUGAUUGAUGCAUUAUGUAUUAUAUGUAUAAUAUGGUAUGGCUGUUUGAUGUUUAUGGUUCAUUUGUUGGAGAAAUGGAAAUAUUUUUUAUUAUUACAUUUGUGAUAUAUUAAGUGUAUGAAUGAUUUGAGGUUAGAUUGAUGGCCAUUUUUAUUAAUUGUUGUGAUUUGUUAAUCAUUGUUAGAUCUAUUUUCAUUAAGAUGAAAUGAGUUCCAGUAUUGCAGAACCAUUUAUUCUCUGCUGCUGUAACACUGCUGUCAAAUUGUCCGAGUCUGGUAACAUAAGGCAGUGAAAGGAGAAGUCUAUACAAAUCUCCCAGAUACUCAGUAAAACUUCAAGUGAGGAAAUAGCUUUACUUCUCCAUAAAGCUAUUUGCUCAUUAUGCGAAGUGAUAGCUAGUCUAAGAACAGCCUUCUAUUAAAUUGAGUUAUCAUGUGAUUAAACUGUUUCUCGAACAUAGAUUAUUUUGUAUUCCAUUUUCUCAAUGGUUUUUAUUAAACCAGUUUAUUUUUUAAUCCUUUGCAUAUCCAGUGCAUUGAAAAAUGUCCCAAAAUACUCUAAGCCUCCAUGCAUGCAUUUGUUGCCAGACUCUGCUAUUCUAAGCUAUAUAUCAUAUAUAGUAUUUACAAAAGGUGUAUCUUGAAAAGAUGUGUGAGAGAAAGUUUUCUGACUUUUUUAUUACGAAUUGAAUUUGUUGUUAAAUUGCCUUGUUAAAAAUGCUUUGUAUAUGAAAAAUGUGAUAAUUUGUAUUAGCAAUCUUAGUCGUACAUGUGUGAGUUCAAAUGCUUGAUUAGACACAACAAAUUAAGAAAAUUGCCAUAUAACUGAAAAACAAAAUGGCCACAAGAAGCAAUUAGUCAUUUGAAAUUGUAUUAUGAUUGUUUGUAGAAAGAUUUGGUCAAAAAUAAGAAUAAAAUUCUGCUCCAGCAGUCUUCAAAAAUCAUUUUCGGUAUUUGGUUCCUGAGACAUUUAAUAUUUUGUUGUGUGAGAUUAACUAAAUUCAGUACCAUAUUGUUUGAUCAGGUUUUUGAACUUGAGGGAAAAAAGUUGUAUAUACUUCUCUAAUGAGUAAAUGAUUUAUUAGAUCAAAUUUUCUACCUCUGAAUUAUCUGUAGGAUUUAUUUCAAAUUUAUUAAAUUCCCAUUUCCUAC